Molecule: messenger RNA, 8486 nt
Organism: Epinephelus moara (kelp grouper)
Lineage: Eukaryota; Metazoa; Chordata; Actinopteri; Perciformes; Serranidae
Gene: prkaa2
Product: protein kinase, AMP-activated, alpha 2 catalytic subunit
Exons: 10
Coding region: 49-1722 (557 amino acids)
Biological process (GO): protein phosphorylation; intracellular signal transduction
Cellular component (GO): cytoplasm
Molecular function (GO): protein serine/threonine kinase activity; ATP binding
Source: RefSeq, a predicted model, not a curated record
CAGCACACCCGCCGCACCGAGCGAACCCAGCCGUCGGUAACGGAGAAGAUGGCAGAGCGGCAACAACAGAAACACGAAGGCAGGGUAAAGAUCGGACACUACAUCCUCGGCGACACGCUCGGAGUGGGGACAUUCGGGAAAGUGAAGAUUGGCGAGCAUCAGUUGACGGGCCAUAAAGUGGCUGUAAAGAUCCUAAACAGACAGAAGAUCCGCAGUCUCGAUGUCGUUGGGAAGAUCAAACGAGAGAUCCAGAAUCUCAAACUGUUCAGACACCCACACAUUAUCAAGCUGUACCAGGUGAUAAGUACACCAACAGAUUUCUUCAUGGUCAUGGAGUAUGUGUCUGGAGGUGAGCUGUUUGACUACAUCUGCAAACAUGGACGGGUGGAGGACACUGAAGCCCGCCGCCUUUUCCAGCAGAUUAUCUCAGCUGUGGACUACUGCCACAGGCACAUGGUGGUCCACAGAGACCUCAAACCUGAGAACGUCCUGCUGGAUGCCAGCAAGAACGCCAAGAUAGCUGACUUUGGUUUGUCAAACAUGAUGUCAGAUGGGGAGUUCCUACGGACAAGCUGUGGCUCGCCCAACUAUGCUGCUCCAGAGGUCAUCUCAGGAAGACUCUAUGCAGGCCCAGAGGUGGACAUCUGGAGCUGCGGCGUGAUCCUGUACGCCCUGCUUUGCGGCACUCUGCCCUUUGACGAUGAGCACGUCCCCACGCUGUUUAAGAAGAUCAGAGGAGGCGUCUUCUACAUCCCCGAGUACCUGACUCGCUCUGUGGCCUCGCUGCUCAUGCUUAUGCUGCAGGUGGAUCCUCUGAAGAGAGCCACCAUCAGAGACAUCAGGGAACAUGAGUGGUUUAAGCAGGACCUGCCAGGCUACCUGUUCCCCGAGGACCCCUCGUAUGAUGCUACAGUCCUGGAUGAAGAGGCUGUCAGGGAAGUGUGCGAGAAGUUUGAAUGCACUGAGUCUGAGGUUGUGUCCAGCCUUUACAGCGGGGACCCACAGGAUCAGCUAGCAGUAGCUUAUCACCUCAUAAUAGACAACCGGCGCAUCAUGACCCAGGCCAGCGAGUUCUACUUGGCCUCCAGUCCUCCCCAGGGCUCCUUCAUAGAGGAGGGCAUGCCGCUGCCCCCCGGGAUCAAACCCCACCCAGAGAGGAUGCCUCCGCUGCUGGCUGACAGCCCCAAGUCUCGUUGUCCUCUGGAUGCUCUCAACACCACUCGGCCCAAACCGCUAGCAGUGAAGAAGGCCAAGUGGCACCUCGGUAUCAGGAGCCAGAGCAGACCCUAUGACAUCAUGGCUGAAGUGUACAGGGCCAUGAGACAACUCAGCUUCGACUGGAAGGUGGUGAACCCGUACCACCUGCGAGUGCGGAGGAAGAAUCCAGUGACGGGGAACCUGGUGAAAAUGAGCCUGCAGCUGUAUCAGGUGGACAACAGAUCCUACCUCCUCGACUUCAAGAGCAUCGAUGAUGACAUCAUCGAGGCAGUUGGCUUUAAAUCGGGCUCGUCCACUCCUCAGAGGUCAGGCUCCACAGCCGGACUCCACAGACCCAGACUGAGCAUCGACUCAGCGAGCCCCGCGAUUGAUCUGCCCCAGCUCAGCUCCUCUCUCCCGGGGUCCCUGUCUGGUAGCAACCCUCUACUCACCCCCCGUCAGGGAUCACACACCAUGGACUUCUUUGAAAUGUGUGCCAGUCUCAUCACUACACUGGCACGCUGAGAUGCAUCCACUUUUAACCUCGCUGUAACCUCGAUGUCAGUGGGGUUUUUAAGCCAAUUGCUGAUCCGGGACGUAGGGGAGUGUAGAUGUUAGGAGUGACUUCCUCUCUCUGUCUCCUCUCCAUCUCCGUUCCAGUUGUAUUGGCCUGGAAGGGUGAAUGGAAGUGUAAAAAGCAAAGCCUGUCACUUCAGAUUAGGGAGACACAGAGAGGAAUCCUUUCUCAGAGAGGCAGAUUAAUAGCUUUUUUUUUUUCUUUUCGUAUUUUGACACAGUCCUUGGAUCAGAGUCUCAGAGUUUAAACACGCAGCCACAGCUUAUGACAACUGAUCCUGGGACUGGAAUCUGUGACAUAUUGAAGGCCAUAGGCAAUAGGUCACAGCACGCAGUCGUGUCGGAGUCAGGAAAGGUCAAGUCCACUGUCACUCCUCCCACAAAUACCUUCAAUCUAUAUCAACUGCUGAAACGUCAUCGCCUACCAUAACACUAAAUGGCGGGAAAGCCUGCUGAGUUUUCCCCAAACACUGAUCGGAGGUCAGUUUUGCUUCUCGUCUUAUAUUUUGAUGAAGGUUGUUAAAAUUGACAUAAAAUCUGUGUCUGAGGGAACGUUAGCACAUGUAAAAUUUAUUUUCAGGUUUUAUAUUCUAUGGUUUGUAAAGAAACUUUGUUAUCCAUGUAUAUUAUAUUUAUAUUACAUAGCUGAAAAGGUUGACAAGGGUAUACCAAAUAACAGACUUUAUACUCCAUGAAGAAGAUGAUUAUUAUUUAGAUAUCAGAUCCAUAUUUAUUUUUGAGAGAUUGUUUUUUAGGCGCUGUAGUUGUAUUAUUUAAGCACUGCAUCGACGUAGAGUUUUAUCCUGAUUUUGAAUAGAUUGUAGAAGAUUAAUGAACCUAGAGAGGCAGCGGGAUAGUCGGGCGAUAAUACUCUGCAUGGUGCCGACUGUGUCCUGCAUUUAGUGAUGAAGCACAGAUACACACCAUCUAACAUGAGUUUUCACAGCCACCGUAUUACCUGACUUCUCACACAGCUAUGGUCGGUCUCUGUGUUUUUCAAAGAUGCCGUUCAUACCGUACAUCUGCUGUUUCUUUCCCCACACAACCAUCAUUUUAUACAUUCAGUAACUGUCAUAAAUAUGCAACAACACACACACAGACUUCUCUACACUUCAGUUUAGCCCUUAACAAAUGACAAGUUGAGCAGCUGCUAAUAUGCUGCUCAGCCAUGCAUGCACAGAAUGUAAUUUAAAAAGCGCGAGCAGGCCGGAGAUAUCAGGAGGACAGACAUGGCAGGCAGUCACAUACGCAGUAAGCUGAAAAAGACAGACGCCAUGUGCUGUUUGUAAUGAAGAGUGUAGCAAUUUUUAGGGCUACAAUUAUUAACUAUCUUCUUUUUUUUUUUUUUACUUAAAGGUCCAGUGUGCAGGAUUUAGGGGGGGGUCAUCAUUUUCUUUAGUGUAUAAUCACCUUAAAAUAAGAGUUGUCGUGUUUUUGUUACCUUCGAAUGAGACGUCUAUAUCUACAUAGGGUGCACGUCCUUGUCUAAGGAGAUGGCAAAGUUUCUACAGUAGCGCAAAACGGACAAACCAAACACUAGCUCCAGACGGGGCCGUUCACAUUUUCGUAUCGGCCACCAUAGUUAGCAGCCUCUCCCCGAUAAGCAUGUCAGAAAAAUACAUUUUAGUAAAUGUAAAACUGCAUUAUUCAGUGAUGUAACUGGUUUAAAUCACCAGGUCCAUUUGUUUUGGAGAGGAAGAGACCUCUAUGGUUAAUUUAGCUCCUGGUAAAAACCUGAACUCCUGGAUCUUUAGUUAUCAGACCUCCGACAUGAAGCUGCUUUAUACAGUGUUUUUACCGGUUUAACUCACUGGAUCCGUUUGUUCUGGAGAGGAGGAGACUCCUGCAGAUAAUUUGGUUAAUGGUUAAAACCUCCUGUACAUCUGGAUCAGAAAUCAGAUGAGCAUACAUAAGGUUAUCAGAGACAACAGGUAAGCAGAUAUUAGCAGGUACAGCUGCAAUGUGCCAAACAGCGUAGGAGAAACUGCUUUGUUUAGUGUUUUUAAUCACCAAUUCUGUCUGUUUGUUUUAGAGAGGAAGAGACCUCUGCAGAUAAUUCAGCCACCUGAACAGCCAAAAGUGAAGGAAUUGUAACUGGGAUUGUUUCAGCUGGUUUCAGUGGGUAAUCCUCACUGCUAAAUCCCCCUGAAUCUUACACACUGUUCCUUUAAGCCUUUUAAAAUGAGAAAAAUGUGCAUCAGAAUUUAGAGCCUAAUCUGAGGUCUUGAAUCAGAGCGUAUGUUAAUAUUUACUUGAUAAAUUGCUCCAAAAGUCGAUCAAUUUUCAAAAUUGCUACCAAUCAUAUUAGCAGAGUUAAACUUCAUUAGCCCUGAGUCUGUGUAUGUGAACAGAUAAUGAGGUGAUGAUGAUAAUCAAUGAGAGGAAGAUGACAAAUCUAUGCGAGGUGGUGUGUAUCUGCUGCAGGACAGUAUAAGCCACAGAAACCUUUCUCCAGUUGCCUUAAAGAAUGCAACACAGUAACUGUGCAUAUGUUUAUGGAGAGUGUGUGUAUGAGCCAGUGUGUGUAGUGGAGAUGGGUAGAGUGUGUCACAUGAUCGUCAUGUUUUUCUUACUGACUUUGUUCGGAGGAUCUCUGCAGUGCUUUGGGAGAUUGGUUCAGUUGGUAGAAAGUGACAAAGGGACAUGAUGUUUGGUGUUUGUGUUUCGUCAUCGUCUGUUCAGUCUGCGUUUUAAAACUCGUGUGGAUUUACUGUUUUAUUGCCUCACACUAAACUUCACUGUAUCUGUUGUUUCUGCUCCUUUGUUUCAAUGGUGUUAUUUCUUAUGUAAAUGUUGAGCAUUGUCCUGUCAGAUCAGACCAUAGCUGAGUUUAGUGUUGUGUUGUCAUGGAAUAUUUUUUCAAAAUCAGUGUGAAAGUGAAAAGUGAAAGCUGGUGCUGCAGUGUAGCUAUGAUUAACUGAUCAGUUGUCAACCAUUAAAUUAAUCACUGACUCAUUUAAAGGAGCAAUAAGUGAAAUUCAUCAUUUCUAGAUUGAAGGAAUUAAAAAAUUGCUAUGUGAAGAACUAGAGGUGUAAUUUGAUCUGGAGUAUAGCAUGACCUCACACACCCUCUCUGUGUGUUGAUCUCCAGCCCAUUGUUUACAAGCCGGUCCGGCUGCGCGUUCAUGUACGUUCAUGUGAAUCCGGAACGUUAGCAUGGCAGCCGACUAGUGCUAACACUAACGUCCCCACGCUUCUCGGCUCCGACUCACUGAGCCUGGCGGAGAAGCGUAGGGACGUUAGCACUAGUCGGCUGCCAUGCUAAUGUUCCAACUCUUCUCCGUGAGCCCGGCUCCCGGCUCAGCUGGAGUUGGAGCGUUAGCGUGGCAGCCGAGCAGGGAAAUAGCUAAACACAGCAGAGACCGAGAGUGAGUGAAAGACAUCGCUAACUGCUAAACUAAGCCAAACUAAGUUGGCUGUUUAGGUUUUAUUUCCUCGCCCCUGUGGCGGGUGAAUCUGCCUGCAGUGAAACCGGGGGCUAACCGGUGCUUCCUCCUCAUGCUCCACUUCACUCAGCUGCCAACACAGCCAGUUAGCCUCCGCUAGCUUCCCAGCUAGCGGCUCUCCGUUUGGAUCCAACCGGAGCACCGAGCCCUGGUUUGUUUUUCAGGUUCAUGUGGGAAGAAGCAGCGGGUACAUCGGGCAGCUGAGUGAAGCUGAGUGAAGUGGAGCCUGCGGAAGAAACACCGGGACCGUCUGGAUGUGAUAGUCCGUGGAGAUGCUGCGGUACUCGCCGGCACAGACGAGGCGAGUGGGGUGGUGGGGGGUGGAGAGCAGAGGUAGAGGGAGGAGUGGCUCAUGACACACUUGGUUUUGCUCUACAGGCAGUGCACAACAGCAAACCUAGCGGUGAAACGAUUUCGCUUAUUGCCCCUUUAAUAAUUGAUUCAUUGGUUAGAGUAUUUUUUGAGGAAAAAGACAACAAAAUAAAAGACAAAACUGACCGAUUCCAGCUCUAAAAUGUGAAUACUUUCUGGUGUAUUCACUCCUUUAUGACAGUAAACAGAAUAUCUUUUGGUUGUGGAUAAAACAAGACAUUUGAACGCAUCAUUAUGGCCUUAGGGAAACACUGAUGGACAUUUUUCACCAUUUUCUGACAUUUUAUAGACCGAACAAACAACUUAUUGAUAAUGUACAGAUUGAUCGACAAUAAAAAUAACUGUUAGUUGCAGUUGCAGAUCCUCCUGUCCAUCUCUCUCUGGGUUUGUUCUUGGUUUUUAAAGCAGCGUUGUUUUGAUGGAGAGCGCUGGACUGUUGCCUUUCUACUGUUUUUGAUAAAACAGGUUGGAGGGAUAGUACGAACUCUGCUUUACACUGAUGUCAUGAAUAGGAAACCCCAAAAUGGCCAAUUCAUUGUGUUCAUUCUCGUUAUUUUCACAGGUUUGGGGCAAGUGAUUGGCAAAAGGGCAAAAUGAAAAAUGUAAUGUUAUUUUUCGUUUUAUAUAGUUAGUAUAACGUAAGAAUAAUAGGAUAAUAUUUCAGAAUAUUGGGGAGAAUUUGGCCAUGUUGGAGGUUUGCACAUAUCACUCUCAACUAUGAGUGUUCAGUUAGUUAGUGUUAACCUAAUACUUUGUUGGACCUACAAUAAUUUGACGUAGUUUGGUUCUCUACUUGUUGUGAGUCAUCGUCUGCAUCGAGUCAGUAGUUUUUGCCUUAUGAGAGAAUUGUGAAGGCUUCUGGUUGAAACAGUGAAAGCCACAUUCUUUGUUACUCUGCUGAAACCCUUUAUUACAUGUAUGUUCUGUUAACGUGUCUUGUGUCGGGUUGCCUUCGCUGUCUGUGACGCCACAUACACCACUGACUGAAUAUACCUUGACGUCAGGGAGAAACUGUGCUUCCUGCCGCGAGACACGUGCCACUGCACACGCAGUCCUGUAAACACUAAUCUCUGUUCUUCAGUCAAACCUCUAUAUUACACUCUGUUGCUGUGUCUUAAAUGACCUGUCCUCUGGAUAGUGAGCUGCGUUGGUCACAUCAGGAUCACAUCUGGCCCAUUGUGCAUCCAUCCCUGAUUCUGCUGCUCGUAACAACAGUAUGACAUGUCGAUCAGUGGAGCGCACUAUCUGGGAGAGGUCAUGGGUUGUAUUUAAAAACUCCCAAUAUAACCAGUAUUUACUGUCAGAUGUAGUACUGUACCAUUACACCUGUAUGCAACUACCAGUGGCAUGUUAGUCAUGUAAACUCUAAUUUGUGUUUAGAGCUGGGAAACAUGCCGGGGGCCUAAUCAAAUACAGACUUUAACAUGUUGUACCAAAGUGAGUAUUUGCAACAGCAAGGCUGUUUAUCUGUGGAGGGGUUCUUAUGAUUAGUGUAACCUUAAAUACCCCAGUGUGUGUGUGUGUGUGUGUGUGUGUGUGUAUGUAUUUGUGUGUGUGCACACUGGUAAUUGUGAAAGAAUGUGUGUAAGGGUGUGUUUCCGCGUGCGUGUGUAAGAAUGUGACAGUGUGUUUCAACUGUCUCUCCCUGUCUCUGUCUGAUUGGGGUUUGGAUUUCUCUUGUUAUGCACUGCAUGAUAUUGCUGUUAUGAUUUGCACUUUAAUGAGUAUUUAUUGAAAAACAAUAAACAAACAUAUAAAAGGAAAAAUGUUUUUGUCCCUAAAGGCUUUGUCAGUGUCACACACACACACACACACACACUCAUACACACACACCCAUCACAGAGGAUUAGUUCUGUGGGGUUUUUUUUUCUUCCAGACAAAAUGCACCCUUAGAUGUCAACAAUAUUUUACAUGAAAAUGACCUCGGGUGAUCAUUACACGACUUUCUCUUUCUGUAACACUUAUUAUUCAUCAGCUCGAGGGGAAAGUCAUAAGAAGAAAGGCGGCACAUAAAACUGACACCUGCCAGACAUCCGCUCCAUAAAAAUGUAAGAAAAUAAAGUUUAUGGGGGACGCUUCCCUCCAGAAGGUGCACCUAUGACCAACACAAAUGACACUAAUUGAAUUGUUAGAUUGUGUAUUUUAGAUUAUGCUCCAUGUUGUUUAUUGGUGCACCAUUAAAGAUAAUUAUUACACCUUACAUGUUAAAAGCUCAGCAUUUAAAUACUAUGACAUGAGUCGUUACAUAAACACUUCCAUAAUCUGUAAUGAUCUCUAACAAAAUAAUGAGGCUAAAUAAAGUAGAAAAGAUAUUCAUGUACAAAAACAAAACAACAUAAUAAUACAAACACUUGGAAGAAAAUGAGCAAUUUAAACAAUAUUAAAGGGACGGUUCACUCCCAAAUAAAAAUUGCAUAUUUUUCUUCUUGCCCGUAGUGCUGUUUAUCAGUCAAGAUUGUUUUAGUGUGAGUUGCAGAGUGUUGAAGAUAUCGGCCGAAGAGAUGUCUGCCUGUUCUCCAUUAAAGUGGAACUAGAUGGCACUCGGCUUGUGGUGUUCAAAGAGCCAAAAAAAUACAUUUGAAAAACUCAACAACAAUGUCUCUUUCCAGAAAUCAUGACCCGGUUACUCAAGAUAAUCCACAGACCUUGUUGUGAGCAGUUUCAUGCAGGAACUAUUUUCUUUCUACCAAACUACACCCGCCAACCGCAUCACCGCAUCACCGCACAGAAGGACGCUUGCAUCUACUCAUGAACGAGAGGCUCAUGCUCGUGAGGUGAGCUAGCAGUUGAUGCACACUUCCUUCUGUGCAGUGAUCCAGUUGGUGGGUGUGGUUCGGAAGAAAGAAAAUAGUUCCUACAUGAGACUGCUCACAACAAGGUCUGUGGAUUAUUUUG